CCUAUUUUAGCGGAAACGGUUUUUCUUUUUUUUUUAAUAAUUGAUUAUUUUGUGCUUUUAUAUUUUAGUAUACUUGAUUCCUUUCAAAAUUUUUGAUAUCCGUUGAUCUCUCCUCUCUUUUUAACGCACUUACGCGCCUCGUCUUUUAUAUAGUCUCUUUUUUAUAGAAUUUCUCUCUAUUCUUCUUUGUCUCCGUGGCCGUUCUUGAACAGAUUCAAGUGACUCUCAUUAGCUUUUGGGGAUCAAAGGAAAAGAUGGCUGAAUCCAAACCAGAGCAACCUUUGAUCCCAUCAUCAACUCGGAACCUACCUGAUUUUAAGAAAUCCGUUAAGCUAAAAUAUGUGAAGCUUGGAUACCAUUACCUAAUCACCCAUGGAAUGUACCUGUUCCUUUCCCCUCUUUUAGUUGUGAUUGCUGCGCAGAUCUCAACGUUUUCCAUCCAGGAUCUUUAUGAUCUUUGGGAACAUCUUCAAUACAACCUCAUUUCUGUCAUCAUCUGCUCAACUCAUCUUGUUUUCUUGUCAACCCUCUACUUUCUAACACGCCCUCGCCCUGUUUACCUUGUCAACUUUGCUUGCUACAAACCGGAUGAAUCUCGGAAAUGCACAAAAAGGAUCUUCAUGGAUCAGUCGCGAAUGACUGGUACAUUCACAGAGGAGAAUCUUCAGUUUCAGCGUAAGAUCCUUGAAAGGUCAGGGCUUGGGGAUUCAACAUAUCUUCCAGAGGCUGUUCUCAAUAUUCCCCCUAACCCAUCGAUGCAAGAAGCUAGAAAAGAAGCAGAGGCUGUUAUGUUUGGUGCUAUUGAUGAGCUUUUGGCUAAGACCUCUGUAAAACCCAAAGAUAUUGGAGUUUUGAUUGUGAACUGUAGCUUGUUUAAUCCAACACCAUCGUUGUCUGCCAUGGUUAUCAACCAUUACAAGCUUCGAGGGAAUAUUCAAAGCUACAAUUUGGGAGGAAUGGGUUGUAGUGCAGGUUUGAUCUCAAUAGAUCUAGCAAAAAAUCUUCUUCAGGUCCAUCCCAACUCCUAUGCACUGGUUAUCAGCAUGGAGAACAUCACCCUGAACUGGUACUUUGGAAAUGAUCGCUCGAAACUUGUUUCAAACUGCUUAUUCAGGAUGGGAGGGGCAGCAAUACUUCUCUCUAACAAACGCUCUGAAAGAAAAAGAUCCAAAUACCAAUUGGUUCACACUGUUCGCACUCAUAAGGGUGCGGAUGAUAAGUGCUUUGCCUGUGUUACCCAGGAAGAAGACUCCGUGGGGAAGGUUGGUGUUACAUUGUCAAAGGAUCUCAUGGCAGUUGCUGGUGAUGCUUUAAAGACUAACAUCACCACAUUGGGGCCUCUGGUUCUUCCAAUGUCCGAGCAGCUGCUUUUCUUUGCUACAUUGGUUGGCAAGAAGCUUCUCAAAAUGAAGGUCAAGCCAUAUAUUCCGGAUUUCAAGCUAGCUUUUGAGCAUUUCUGCAUUCAUGCUGGAGGAAGAGCUGUUUUGGAUGAACUGGAGAGGAACUUGCAGCUGUCUGAAUGGCACAUGGAGCCAUCAAGAAUGACUCUUUACCGCUUUGGCAACACCUCAAGCAGUUCACUUUGGUAUGAAUUGGCUUAUUCAGAAGCUAAGGGUAGGAUUAGGAAGGGAGAUAGAACAUGGCAAAUAGCAUUUGGUUCUGGAUUCAAAUGCAACAGUGCAGUGUGGAAAGCUUUGAAGACGGUAAAUCCUGCAAAGGAGAAAAACCCAUGGAUGGAUGAGAUCCAUAAAUUCCCCGUUGAUGUUCCGAGGGUCUCUUCCAUCUAAAUUCCAGAAUGACUUGCUGCAAUUUUUCAUAACAGGAUGAGUGGUAGUUUCAGCAUUGGGUGCAGUGCAAGACAUGUUGCCUUCAGUUAUCUAGUUUUAAGUUAUUUCAUGGGUGUAGCUUGAGUCAGUGGGAUUUAUUCAUGGUGUAACAAAUUGAUUCGAAGGUGUUAUGGGAAUAUUAGAGCAUUUUUUAUUUUUUAUUUACCGAGGUCACUGCAUGAAGGGCUUGGCUAUGUUUCAAGAUCUCAUCGUAUGAUCCAGAGAUUCGAAUUGGUGAAGUUGUAACAACUAAUUUAACUUAUCGACGGCAUUGUAGACUGAGACAUGCCUGAUACAUGCA
Molecule: messenger RNA, 2127 nt
Organism: Durio zibethinus
Lineage: Eukaryota; Viridiplantae; Streptophyta; Magnoliopsida; Malvales; Malvaceae
Product: 3-ketoacyl-CoA synthase 11
Biological process (GO): fatty acid biosynthetic process
Cellular component (GO): membrane
Molecular function (GO): acyltransferase activity, transferring groups other than amino-acyl groups
Source: RefSeq, a predicted model, not a curated record